AUGUUGCCUGAGCGCAAGUUUGUCCAAUCGGGAAGGGCGCUGGUGAUUGGAAAUGAAGAGUAUGAGCACACCUUGGUGUACGAGAAGUUGAAGAGGUGCAAAGCUGAUGCAGACGCUAUUGCACUUGAGCUGUCCAAAGGGCGCUUCCGAGAUGUCCAGAAACGUUGCGAUUUGAACAGAAAUGACAUGGAGGAGGCGGUCGCCAAUUGGUUAAAGAAGGAGGCUGACUGUGUGUGGCUGCACUUCUCUGGACACGGGGAGGCAACAGACUCCGAAGUCUUUCUGAUUCCUGUAGACUCCAAUGGGGAGACUCGUAAAUACAAGCUUAGCGACGUCCUUGAAAAAGUACGCCCUGACGUCGAGCUUGUCAUCGUCACCCUCGACAUGUGUCAGACACCUCCGGCACCUCCUGUUGAAGGAAGUCGCGGUGGAAGUCUCAUGGAGGCAGUUCGGUCCGUGACAUCUGCAAUGUCUGUGAAUCGGGGAGGGAACACACGACUGGAUAGGGUCAUGAAGCUAAUGAGAUUUUCACUCCCUUCUUUGGCCAAUCGGGACCUGUUGAUUUUCACCGCUUCGGAACGUGGAAAAGUAGUCGAAGACGCGGGCUUGUUCACAGAAAAGCUGGCACAAUUCCUGCCUUCUGAGGAUCGCGAGCUGAUGGAAAUGGUCCGGUGGGUUGCCAAUGAAGUGGUAAAGGCUUCCCAUGGAAAACAGCAGCCGGGCAGCUGCCCUGCAAAGCUCAAGCGCGAGUGGAUAGUUACGCGUCCCAGCAGCAAAUUCCCGUCGACGACACUCACCAGAAGCCAGGAGCUGCGGUGCGCGGAGUUGAUCCUCCGUCUUUUGCGCCGUAUGUCCGAUGAGACCAAGCGCAGAUUGUUGUACAACUUGUUCCGGGAGUAUGCUCAACGUCCCCGGAUGCGCCGUUCUCCGGCCAGGCCUUUUUCCAAGACCUUCCUGGCACGGCUCAUUUGGCUCAGAUCUGGCAUCUACAGGGCUUGUCAGAAGUGGCUGGAUGGGGCGACAUGGUUGCUUCAAAAGGUUCCCCACAGCCUGAAAAACCGUACUGAAGAGGAUGCCUUGAACUCAAACCUUGAAACAGGAACCCAACGCCCAGAACCCGAGGCUCUUGACCCCACCCAGAAUGCUUUUGACGAGCCGAAACAUCGGCGGACCUUGGUUUUUCUGAUGGAUGUUGGCAAGCCUGGAUGUGGGAAGGCAUUUCUCGUGAACGCACUGAUGGCCCUCGCUGAAUGGCCAAGGGCCCCCCGGGGCAAGGGUUCCCCGGGCCAAGGGCCCCCCGGGCCAAAGGGCCCUUCGGGCCAAUGGCCCUUCGGGCCAACACCCCGCCGUGCCUGGGCCAAGCACCAAGCGCCCAAGCGCCCUUCCCCGGCCAAGACCCGCCCCAAGCCAAGCGGAAUGCAGACAAGUCAUGGUCGGUCCCGACGACCUCUACGGUGA
Messenger RNA from Symbiodinium natans, 1458 nucleotides. Lineage: Eukaryota; Dinophyceae; Suessiales; Symbiodiniaceae. The record is from the annotation of a GenBank genome assembly.